AUGGCCAACUCCAAAGUCAAACCGGGUAGACCUGUGAUCAAGGCUGAUACGUCAUUCAAGAGUCCAUCGAUACCAGAGUUGAGCAAAGACAAGAAUGAAGUUGUACUCGGCCUCUUGAGCAAUCUUCUGGAACCCAUUGGACGACAUCGAGCUGUGCAUACUGUGAAAUCUUUGGGUAAAAGUUCUAAGAAGCGCAAGAGGGUCUCUGAGCAGAAGACAAGCCCGGCUGUUGAGCCAAAGCCAGUGGAGCCAGAGAUACUAAAAUACUUGACUGUUGGUUUGAACACGACAAGCCGCCACCUGGAAACCGAAGCUGCUUUGUCUAAACCUGGAACACUUGCACCUGUGGACAAGGAGAUUAAGGCGGGGCAAACACCCAGAAAACGAUUGGCCGUCGUCUUCCUUCCAAAGCCAAAGGACAACCUGAUGUACGCGCAUCUACCUUUGUUGUGUUAUACAUCAUCAGCAACUCAGAAGGACAAGACACAGCAGACUCGUCUGGUUCUCCUGGAUCCUUCGUCUGAACGGACCAUCGCUACAGCAAUGAGUCUCCCUCGAGCUGGCGUAAUCGGGGUGUUUGAGGACGCACCAGGCGCUGGACCUCUCUUAGAAUAUGUGAAAGAAAACGUGGAUCCUGUCGAAAUUCCCUGGCUGGGGAAAGCGCUAUCUGGUCAGUGGAUGGGCAUGAAUGUCGAAACACAUAUACCUGGUCAAGUCUGA
Molecule: messenger RNA, 720 nt
Organism: Aureobasidium namibiae CBS 147.97
Lineage: Eukaryota; Fungi; Ascomycota; Dothideomycetes; Dothideales; Saccotheciaceae
Exons: 3
Coding region: 1-720 (239 amino acids)
Biological process (GO): tRNA processing; intronic box C/D snoRNA processing; nuclear-transcribed mRNA catabolic process, RNase MRP-dependent
Cellular component (GO): nucleolar ribonuclease P complex; ribonuclease MRP complex; cytosol
Molecular function (GO): ribonuclease MRP activity
Source: RefSeq, a predicted model, not a curated record